Molecule: messenger RNA, 1647 nt
Organism: Conger conger (European conger)
Lineage: Eukaryota; Metazoa; Chordata; Actinopteri; Anguilliformes; Congridae
Gene: nat16l
Product: N-acetyltransferase 16, like
Exons: 4
Coding region: 181-1143 (320 amino acids)
Molecular function (GO): acyltransferase activity, transferring groups other than amino-acyl groups
Source: RefSeq, a predicted model, not a curated record
CACUUUGUUGUACGUCGCUCUGGAUAAGAGCGUCUGCCAAAUGCCAUUAAUGUAAUGUAAUGUAAUGAAGUCCACAUAGGAGGGACCGUUUUGUCAAGACCACAAGCAGACUCGAUUGUUGUUUUUCCUGAAGAAAAAAAUAGAUAUAUAGUAGCCAUAAAACACUACGACUUAGAAGCUAUGGAGCAGAGAAUCAUCGGAGAAAGUGUUGGACUCACCUUUUGCUUGGCACGACCUGAGGAUUAUGGUGCUGUAAUGGACAUUUCCGAUAACAUAUAUGGUGGCAACGACUAUUUGCCGCACCAUUACCACUCCUGGAUGACAGAGCCAAACAGAGUGGUGAUACUUGCAAAGAGGGAGGAAAAGCUGGUGGCACUGGUGUCAGGGCUGGUGGUGGAUGAGGGGCACACAGUUGUUAUGGAAGGGUUACGAGUGUGUCCAAGUGAAAGGGGAAAGGGCGUGGCAAGGAUCCUUCAGAGAUGUGUUGAUCAGUACAUACGCGAACUGUACCCCAGUGUGAAGGUCAAGCGGCUGUCUAGAGAGAAUGACCACAGACCAGAGAAGUUGGCCAAAUUUACAGUUCUGGGCAGCCGGGCAAUUCUUUCAAUUUGUGGAAAAGCAGAUCAUUUUGAUGACUUCAUCUCAGCCUUGAAACUCAAAAUUGAUCCUGAGCCCAAGCUGAUGGUCUUGGAUGGGAAGGAGCAACUGAGGGGCCUGCUGCUGGAUUCUGAACUCAGCUCCCGUCUCCAGCUUCCAGGGGGUGCGAUCAUCAUAGACUGGCAGCCAUUACAGCAAAUUGAAAACAAUCUGGAGGUCUUUUGGAGGCGAAACCUCACAUGGCUGGCUGACAGUUUUGUGUCACCUACUUUCCUCAGUAUUGAAAUGUCACCAUAUCCCAUCCCAUACAAUGGAGGGUCCUUCCGCUUCAAUAUUGACAUGUUUGGAACCAGCCAAGCACUGGCACGUCUAGCAUUGGUGUCCCACCUAGAGCGAGUGAGGGGUAAGGUCCAGGGGGUGGGGUGGAUACAUGUGUCCAUUCACAAGUCAUUGUGGAAGGGGAUGAGAGAGUACUGUGAGGGAAUGACCGGUGAGCUAACUUUCACUGCCUACAGGGAGCAACUGUUUCUGGAGUACCAAUUUUGAGAAAGAGGCAGAGGCAUUAUUGUAACCAUAAUACUGUUUUGAAGAAUCAUGCUUAUCAUUGAGAACAUAUCUGGCUAAGAAACAAACGGCUGGUAUAAAUUGCAUUGAGUGGGUGAUUGACAGCUUUUUCAGCAUACAAUUUCAAGGGAGUUGCACAGAUGAAGCUUGUGAUGACGUAAACAACAGAAACUGGGAGCAAACUGAAGGCAUUUAGAAACGCAUAUAUUUACUGUAACAAAUAUAAUCAGGUAACUGCAAGGUCUAAAAUUAAAAGGAAGAAAACACAAUGGUCUUGAUUUCAUUCAUUUUCAAGUAUGAUUUCACAAUCAAAAAGAGUGGAUCUUGUAUGUAAUCAUACAAAUAUUAAUAAGUCUGGAGUAUACUGUAUGAAUCGUGAUGGGUCUGCUUCAUGUACUGUACUUGUUAACACAAUAAUCAGAAAAACACAUCUGCUGUGAUGUUUGUAUGGAAAAGAUUCAUUAAAGCCUAACUGGUUACAAUUAA